UGCAGCGCCGUAGCAUGCAUUGGGUGUCAAGAAGCGGACUGUGUCGCGCCGUUAAAGACGUGCUCACCCGGUCGCAGCGGUUUGCGGUUAGCAGAAGAACCAUGUCGUCCUCCAAGGCCACGCGGCCGGUGUCCCUGCUGGGCAGCAUGGCGUUCGGGGGGCGAGCGGACGCCGCCCAGAGUCUGGAGAUGGUCACGGUGUUCCUGGACCGGGGCCACAAACACCUGGACACCGCCUUCAUGUACACGGACGGGAGGGCGGAGGCGAUCAUUGGGGACAUGAAACUCCCCAAAACAGUGAGCAUAGCUACGAAGGCCAACCCGUGGGAUGGAAAGACGCUGAAGCCAGAGAGCGUGCGCUCUCAGCUGGAAACCUCCCUUCAGAGGCUGCAGACUGACAACGUGGACCUCUUCUAUCUGCACGCCCCCGACCACCAAAACCCAAUCCAAGACACUCUGAGAGCCUGCAACGAGCUCCACAAAGAGGGGAAAUUCAAGGAGUUAGGCCUGUCCAACUACGCGUCUUGGGAAGUGGCUGAAAUCGUGUGUAUCUGCAGACAUAACAACUGGAUUGUUCCGACUGUGUAUCAGGGAAUGUACAACGCCACUACGAGACAGGUGGAAACCGAGCUGCUGCCGUGUCUGAGAUACUUUGGACUGAGAUUCUACGCGUACAAUCCUCUCGCAGGUGGCCUUCUGACAGGAAAGUAUCAUUAUGAAGAUAAAGACGGCUCUCAGCCUCAAGGACGAUUCUUUGGAAACAACUGGGCAGCAGCGUACAGAGACAGAUACUGGAAGCAGAGUCAUUUCCAGGCCAUAGAUGGAGUUCUGAAGACCUUGGAGGAGGCUUACGGCUCGCAGAAACCCUCCAUGACUUCUGCGGCGAUGCGCUGGAUGUACCACCACUCCCAGCUGAAGGGCGAUCUUGGAGACGGAGUCAUUAUCGGCAUGUCAAGCAUGGAGCAACUUCAACAAAACCUGGCUGCUGCAGAGGAGGGUCCCCUGGACCAGAGGGUGGUCCAGGCCUUCGACCAAGCCUGGAACCUCGUGGCCCACGAGUGCCCCAACUACUUCAGAUGAGCCCAGUGUUCCCAAAUCUCCACAACUGGGUCAGACCCUCACUGAGAAAUCAGCUGGACUUAAUUACCUGCUUUUCUUUUUUCCUUGAAAUCAUGAAGAUGAACUGGAGGCUUUUUUUCUUCUUCUUCAGAGCACUUAAUUUCCUUUAUAAGCCUAAUAUUUCCCAGGGAGAAUCUCUUCAUCACUUUCUCACGUGAACAAAUUUAACGGCAGCAAAAUAACGUGCGUGUGUGAGGAGUGAGCUUUGUUACUCAUCAGAGAUUCAUCUGGGUUUUAUUUGCCCUCGAUGUGGGCCGGCAGGCUCACGCAACGUUCCUCCUCUGAUCAAUUUAACACUGCGAACUCCAACUUACAGACCAAUAAUCACUACAGGAGAGGAUCAGGAAGUACUUGUAAUAAGUCAGCAGUGUGAAAGACUCGUCUGAGGUGUAUGUAAGAAUCUGUGCGCACACACACCAAAUAUGAGUACUGAAACAAAUACCUCUCCACACGUAUGCACCGGUCAUUAGGUUACCGUUAUUCCCCACACAAAUUGAAUAAUUUCUUCUUCAAGAUAAGUUUCUUUAUAACGAAAGACUGAAUGGGGAAAAAAAAAUAGCCAUACACAAAAGUCACACGAUCCUUUUUCAUUUUGACAAUUCAUAGAAUUACAAACCAGGAUUGGCAUGACUGCAUGUACAAAACUGAUGACUGUGACUCCAGGAUCCAGUAUACUUUACUCACCAGCAGGUCAGCCCCAAAUCAAACUUCAAGACAGACACACAUUUGUGUUACAAGUUAUAAAAAAUGCUGGGACAAACUGUUUCAGUGAAAACGUUCAUCUGCUGAGGAAGGCAGAAAGAAAGUGGGUGUUCAGCUUUCACUCUGCAUCGUCGUCCUCUUCCUCAACAUCUUCACCCUGUACAGGCUCCUCCUCCUCCGCAAACAUCUCAAACUCGCUCGUUUCCGAGUUCCACAUACAUUUAAUCUGCACCUUGAACUCUGCCAUCUCAAUAGCGAAGAGUUUCUGUG
This is a messenger RNA of Salarias fasciatus (jewelled blenny), 2090 nucleotides long. RefSeq names its product aflatoxin B1 aldehyde reductase member 4-like. NCBI's taxonomy places the organism in Eukaryota, Metazoa, Chordata, Actinopteri, Blenniiformes, Blenniidae. The record is from RefSeq and is a predicted model, not a curated record. Bases 15 to 1079 code for a protein of 354 amino acids. The transcript is spliced from 7 exons. Gene Ontology annotation, molecular function: oxidoreductase activity.